Molecule: messenger RNA, 687 nt
Organism: Perognathus longimembris pacificus (Pacific pocket mouse)
Lineage: Eukaryota; Metazoa; Chordata; Mammalia; Rodentia; Heteromyidae
Gene: Bhlha9
Product: basic helix-loop-helix family member a9
Exons: 1
Coding region: 1-687 (228 amino acids)
Biological process (GO): regulation of transcription by RNA polymerase II; developmental process
Molecular function (GO): DNA-binding transcription factor activity, RNA polymerase II-specific; RNA polymerase II transcription regulatory region sequence-specific DNA binding; protein dimerization activity
Source: RefSeq, a predicted model, not a curated record
AUGCUCCGGGGUGCUCCAGGACUAGGACUCCGGGGCCUCAAGGGGGCCGAGGCCUCUGCAGGAGAUUUAGGGGGCUCUUGCUCGGAGGCUGGGGGGGAUUUGGGGGUGCUAAGGGAGAACAGCGCUCCCCGUGGCGUGAACGAGGUGGAGGAAGCUGCGGGCAGGAGGUGCAGCCGGCCGGUGCGGUCCAAGGCGAGGCGCAUGGCGGCCAAUGUGCGGGAACGCAAGCGCAUCCUGGAUUACAACGAGGCCUUCAACGCACUGCGGCGCGCGCUGCGACACGACCUAGGCGGCAAGAGGCUCUCCAAGAUCGCCACGCUGCGCCGGGCUAUCCACCGCAUCGCCGCACUCUCCCUCGUCCUGCGGGCCAGCCCCGCGCCCCGGGGGCCCUGCGGCCACCUGGAGUGCCGCAGUCAGGCAGCGACCCCCAAGGACUCGGGACCCCCGCGGCCCUGGCAGGGCUCCACCAGGCUCAGCUUUGCGCCCCCUGCGCCGCGUUGUGCCUUGUGCGCCCCGCACGCGCUCCUGGGCCGGCCCCAGGUGGAAGCCGAGGCACCCAGCUUGGGCCAGGCCUCUGGGGGAAGCUGGCGCCGAUGCCCGGGGGGUUCCCCUGCAGGAUCGAUUCCCUGGCCGCCGCCGCGGGGUUAUCUACGAACGAGCCCCGGGCUGAGCUACCAGCACUCUUGA